Molecule: messenger RNA, 1181 nt
Organism: Anopheles nili
Lineage: Eukaryota; Metazoa; Arthropoda; Insecta; Diptera; Culicidae
Gene: ECSIT
Product: evolutionarily conserved signaling intermediate in Toll pathway, mitochondrial
Exons: 2
Coding region: 1-1173 (390 amino acids)
Cellular component (GO): mitochondrion
Molecular function (GO): protein binding
Source: RefSeq, a predicted model, not a curated record
AUGCUGCUUACACGACAUCUAAGGCAUGGGAUGGCCAUCCUCCGACUAUCGACAGGACUCAGCACCUCCCUGCGGCAAUGCAGCUCAGAAUCGAAGGAGGAAACCGAAAAACCAGCCGAUAAGAGAAGCUUAGUUGUCCGUACGAACCUCUUCGAAUCGGCGGCCAAAAAGGACAAACAAACGUACAUUGAUAUGGUGAAAGUAUUCGAAAAGCGCAGCGUCCAUCGACGAAACCAUGUUGAGUUUAUUUAUGCCGCCCUGCGCCACAUGGAAGAGUUUGGCGUGCACAAGGACAUCGCCGUUUACAAGGCUCUGAUCGACGUGAUGCCGAAAGGCAAGUUCAUACCAACAAACAUAUUCCAGGCCGAGUUCAUGCACUACCCACGGCAGCAGCAAUGCAUCAUUGAUCUCCUGGAGCAGAUGGAAGAUAACGGAGUUAUGCCCGACUAUGAGAUGGAAGCGAUGCUGAUCAACGUGUUCGGCCGGAAAGGACAUCCGGUGCGCAAGUUCUGGCGCAUGAUGUACUGGAUGCCCAAGUUUAAAAACCUUUCCCCCUGGCUAUUGCCGAAUCCGGUGCCAAACGACGCCCUAGAGCUAGCCCGGUUGGCAGUGGAACGAAUGUGUUCGAUUGACCUACGUAGCAAAAUCGACGUGUUCGAUACAAAAACGGUAGAGAAUGCUCUCGAUCACACGUGGGUCGUUAGUGGGCAGAGUGCGGAACAAUCGGAACUUUUAGAAGCACACGAGAAGAAGGAACCCGUCUAUAUAGAGGGACCAUUUGUGAUAUGGCUGCGAAACCGAAGCAUCAACUACUACGUUCUCAAGAGCGCCCCGAAACCGUUGCCACAAGCAGAAGAAACAAAUGAUCCGGAUGAUGUGAGCAAUCUGCAUAAUCCGUACAUUGGGCUGGACAUUCGCUUCCGAAAACAUCAGCGCUCGGGAUCGGCACUAAGCACCAAAUGUCGGUCAGUUCACGAACAAGACGAUGGUGUCAUAUACGCCAUCUGCUGCACCGGAACGUCCUCCAAAGAUUCGCUGCUGUCCUGGAUCCGCCUGCUAGAGAAGGAAAACGGCAAUGCAGUCCUUGCCACGCUUGCUGUGUUGUUUAAGUUUACUUCUCCCCCGACCGAAGUGGCGGUGCUUGAAAAAGACGCAAGCAGUGUUCAGCAUUAACUAACACU